Molecule: messenger RNA, 2012 nt
Organism: Ectocarpus sp. CCAP 1310/34
Lineage: Eukaryota; Phaeophyceae; Ectocarpales; Ectocarpaceae
Source: the annotation of a GenBank genome assembly
AUCUAUGGCGUUCGGGCCUGCGUACAAGCUCUGCUUUGGCCCCAAGUCUUUCAUCGUCAUCUCCGACCCGGUGAUGAUCCGACAUGUCUUGCGCGAAAAUGCUAAGGCAUAUGACAAGGGGAUCUUGGCAGAGAUCCUGGAACCCGUCAUGGGGAAGGGUCUCAUCCCCGCCGAUCCCGCAACGUGGAAAGUACGGCGCCGGGCGAUCGUGCCGGGCUUCCACAAUGCGUGGUUAAACGCGAUGAUUGGCGUUUUCGGCGAUUGCAACAACGUUCUCAUCGGGAAGCUGGAGGACGUGGCGCAGCGCGACGAUCAGAUCGAGAUGGAAUCCCAAUUCUGCAGUACAACAGUUCCUCCCGAUUCGACCUACUGUCGGAAGCGCCUUAAUCCAAAUGGAAAAGCAACCAUGCCCCCGUUUCAACGAACGUGUGCGUCGCUCAUCUGGAAGUUCCGUUUGCCCCCGCACCUGAUCUUGGCCCUUGAUUGUUUUUCACCCCGGACAAGUGUGUCGUUGGAUAUCAUCGGGAAAGCCAUAUUUAACUACGACUUCGGCUCGGUUACGAAGGAGUCGCCCGUCAUCCAAUCCGUCUACAGCGUGCUGAAAGAGACAGAGCACCGGUCAACCUCACCUAUACCGUACUGGGAAUUACCCUUGGCCAACCAGCUGGUGCCGCGUCUUCGCAAGUUCAACAGCGACCUCAAGAUUCUCAACACGGUGCUCACUGAUCUCAUCGCUCGGGCCAAGAGCUCGGAGAACAAGGCUGACUUGGAAGACCUGCAGGCUAGAAACUACGACAAGGUCUCAGACCCGAGCAUGCUCCGCUUCCUGGUGGACCUUCGUGGGGAGGAUGCCACGGACUCUCAGCUAAGAGAUGACCUCAUGACGAUGCUGAUCGCCGGCCACGAGACCACCGCGGCCGUCUUGACCUGGGCCCUCUUUGAGAUGGUGCAAAACCCGGAGGUUGUCCGCAAGGCGCAGGAGGAAGUGGACCGCGUCAUUGGCGACAGGGUCCCCACACUCGACGACAUCAAGUCGCUCAAGUACAUCCGGUACAUAGCCGCGGAGUCCCUCCGCAUGUAUCCCGAGCCGCCCUUGCUCAUCCGCCGAGCCUUGGAGUCAGACGAGCUUCCGCCCGGAUCUGGCGACGGCCACCGACCAAAGAUCACCCGCGGCGUUGACCUUUUCCUGGCCAUCUAUAACCUUCACCGCUCCGAGGACUUCUGGGAAAACCCCAACAAGUUCGACCCCGAACGUUUCGAGAGGCCGUUCCAGAACAAGGGGGUGGAGGGCUGGGCGGGGUUCAACCCCGACUUGUUGGAGGGGAAGCUCUACCCCAACGAGAUUGCAUCCGACUUCGCCUACCUUCCAUUCGGAGGCGGUCAGAGGAAGUGCGUGGGAGAUCAGUUUGCCAUGAUGGAGAGCGUCGUGGGCCUGGCCAUGCUCACUCGCCGGUUCGAGUUCGAGCUGAUGAUCGAGCCGGAAGAGGUAGGGUUCUACACGGGGGCCACGAUUCACACCCGAAAUGGACUGCCGAUGCGAGUGAAGAAGCGAGUUUUGCCAGGAACGGGGCAGACGGGGGGAGGAGAGGCUGCCAAAAACCAGGCAGUUGAAGCCUCUGGGAGUAGUGCCGCUGUAGCCGCUUAGGUUUGCCUCGAGGGGUAUCGUUAAUUUCUCUUUAUCCAUCUAGGCGAUCCUGAGGUGCUGUUCGUAGACUGGCUGUCGAAACUUCUCCUUCCAUAGAUGUGUUUCUUUUUUCGUUGGAUGGGGCCUUGCUGCUGCUUCUUACUUCGUUUUUUUCCUUGUUUGGCCGGGUUCGAUCGUCUCCCGGUUAGUUUUUAUUGUUUGACAUGCUAUUACCGCGUUCGGAGGAUGGUUCCUGGGUCAAUUUUGGUUUCUCGUUCUAUGAAUAUGCUAAGGAAGGUGUGCCACUCUUUGGGUAGUUGGCUUGUGACCACGUUAGCGUCCGCGUCAGUUGGACCGUGCGGAGCAGGUGUUGCUGGCACGUUCUCAU